AUGGCACAACACUGGUAUAGUCGACUACCCCCUAACUCUAUAUCCUCGUUUGGAGAUUUGAGCCGAGCUUUCAUUGGCCAGUUUAUUGGGAGCAAAACCCACGCUUCGUUGAUGAACCUUCACGGAGGCAGGAACGAAUCCCUUCGAGACUAUAUGAAUAGGUUCACCAAGGAGGCACUCAAAGUCCCGGAUUUGGACCAAAAGCUAGCGAUGAUCGCCCUUCAACAAGGAACCACGGAUGAUAAUUUCCGCCGCUCACUAGCCAAGAGGCCCCCUGACAACAUGAAUGAGCUGCAGGAGAGAGCCGGGAAGUAUAUUAAGGCAGAGGAAAGCAUGAGAAAAUCCCAGAACAACCAGGGACCAACCACGGACUCUAAGAAGCGUGGGAACGAUACUAAAUAUGAUGCUGAUAACAAGUAUAUGAAAAGGGAAGAUGGUGAGAAGUCACCCACCAAGAAGCAAUCAGGACCGAGGUUCACAGAGUAUGGAAGGCUGAAUGCCCCUAGGAGUCAGAUUUUGAUGGAAAUUGAGAAAGAGGGAAGUGUUCGAUGGCCGAAGCCAAUUAGGACCGACCCCGAACAAAGAAUCAUGGACUUGUAUUGCAGGUUUCAUAGGGAUACGGGACAUAAGACCGAUGAUUGUCGACAGUUGAAGGAUGAGAUUGAGUUUUUGAUCCGGAAAGGAAAGUUGUCCAAGUAUACUAGGGAUGCAGAUAGGAAUACCCUUGACAAUGAUAGUCGAGAUAGGGACAAUGAUGAUCAUGAUAGGAGAACCGAGCCUCGAGGGCCCGUGAUCAAUAUGAUCUCUGGGGGACCGACUGCAGCAGGCUUGUCUAGUAACUCACGAAAAGCUUAUGCUCGUGAAGUGAUGUGUAUUGUUGGAGAACCCCCGAAGAGGGCCAAGACCGAGGUUGCGUUAACCUUUGAUGAUUCUGAUCUAUCUGGAAGGGGUGAAGUUCCCCCAUAA
Messenger RNA from Daucus carota subsp. sativus, 966 nucleotides. RefSeq lists its product as uncharacterized. The coding region runs from base 1 to 966 and encodes 321 amino acids. The record is from RefSeq and is a predicted model, not a curated record. Lineage: Eukaryota; Viridiplantae; Streptophyta; Magnoliopsida; Apiales; Apiaceae. The transcript has a single exon.